CUGAUCCUGUCCCACAGAGUCUUCAACCCUAUCUUCCCUGCGCAAAAUGGCUCCACGACGAGGUGGUGGUGGAGGAUAUUCCUCCGGUUCCCUCAGCGACAGCUGUCCUGGUGGUUUCGAGACCUGGUAUUCCCAGGCCUCGAUCGCUUUCCCUGCGCUCUACUGCGUGGUUUUUUUGGUGUUUUUCUUUGUGACAGGGCGUCGGGCAAGGAAGGCAAAGGCUAGUGGUCUGGCCCAAUUUCUGACAUAUCUGUCUCUCACCUUCGCUUUCGUCCACGUGGUCCUGCAAAUUGUCCUCAUCGCCCUGAGGCAAUGCCGCCGCAUUGACUCCAUCAACUACAUGGCCGGCUCGAUAGCCAGUACUUGGAUGAUUUCGUUGAUGUUUUACUCUCUCUUCGUGCUCAUCCUCGCUCCCAUAUGCAACCGAGUGAACAACGGGUCCCCCCCCGUCAAGAUUGUCAGCAUCAUAUUUCUGGCAUUGCUGGGUGUCGUUAUGAUCGUCUACCUGUCCAUCAACACCCGGCUCUUCCAUGGUGAGAUGACCGGUGACCACGACGUGGAGAUCGAACUCCUCGUCCAUAGUGUACGACUUGGUACAGCUUACAAUGCGGUCGAGCUGGUCGCGAUGCUCGUUGCCGCAGGGCUAAUCCUGUCCGCGAUGUCUCGCGCCGCCCAUCUGCGCGCCAAGCCCAUCUUCAUCUCCCUGGUCGCUCUUGUCGUGUCCGCCGUCGGCGUCGGCGCCAUCAACUUGGCAACCAACAUCACCAACAACUACACCCGGAGCUAUUAUUGGACCGAAUCGGCUGUUGCAUCGUACAUGGCUCAGGUGUUUCUCCAAUAUUUCUUCUACUCGUGCGCGUUGCUGAGCGCGGUCUACGUGUGGUCGUCGGAUCAGCUCGAUGGUGCGCGGUUCAGCGUGCCUCCUCCGCCCCAUCCUCCUCAGUAUCCCGGGGACAUGCGGGGUGUCUAAGGGCACUUCCAUUUAGAGCAUAUUUUCCUUUAUCUUUGAUUUGUUUCUCUGCCUAUACCCCAUAUGCAUGAGGACAUGUGAUUUUGUCCACGAUUUACGUAUCUGUUUAAUUAAUUCAAU
Aspergillus campestris IBT 28561 is the source of this 1090-nucleotide messenger RNA. RefSeq lists its product as uncharacterized. The record is from RefSeq and is a predicted model, not a curated record. NCBI's taxonomy places the organism in Eukaryota, Fungi, Ascomycota, Eurotiomycetes, Eurotiales, Aspergillaceae. The transcript is spliced from 3 exons. The coding region runs from base 47 to 970 and encodes 307 amino acids.